Python bivittatus (Burmese python) is the source of this 2073-nucleotide messenger RNA. Its product is annotated as cholesterol 7-desaturase nvd-like. Gene Ontology annotation, cellular component: cytoplasm. Gene Ontology annotation, molecular function: oxidoreductase activity; 2 iron, 2 sulfur cluster binding. The record is from RefSeq and is a predicted model, not a curated record. NCBI's taxonomy places the organism in Eukaryota, Metazoa, Chordata, Lepidosauria, Squamata, Pythonidae. Gene Ontology annotation, biological process: cholesterol metabolic process.
AUGCGGCGCAGCGGGCGCUCCGCGGACGGGCUUUCCAGGAUGAGGCUGGUCGCGCUCCUGGUGGGCUUUGCGGGCGCCGCUGCCGCCCUCCUGCUGCGCGCCCCGCCGCCGCCGCCGCUGCUGCUGCUGCUACUGGCGCUGCCGCCCCUGCUGGCGCUGGCCGCGGCUGGCCUUGCCCUGGCGGUGCUAGCGCUACGGCCCAAGCGGGUGAUCCGCCCCCUGGACCAGGUGGGCUACCUGACUGAGCCCGGCUGGACCCGCGCGCAGAGCGCCGGCCGGACGCGCAAGAACCGGCGGACCAGCCAGCUGCCGCCCGUUUACCCCAAUGGCUGGUUCCGGGUCCUCGGCUCCGCCGAGCUGGCCCGCGGGGAGGUGCGCAACGUGGCCGCGCUAGGGGAACAGUUUGCUGUGUUUCGGGGCUUGGACGGGAAAGCGUAUGUUAUGGAUGCAUACUGUCCACACCUCGGGGCCAACCUUGCAAUUGGUGGCCACGUGGUGGGCAGUUGCAUCGAGUGUCCCUUCCAUGGCUGGAUGUUCUCUGGAAAGGAUGGGAGUUGCACCAAGAUUCCAUAUGCUGAAAAAGUACCUGAAUUUGCAAAGACAAAAGUUUGGCCAUCAUGUGAAGUUAACGACAUGAUCAUGGUAUGGUAUCACUGUGAUGGCUUCAGCCCAGCAUGGCAAGUCACCGAGCAAGAAGAGCUGUCAUUGCACAAGUGUGUCUUCCGGGCUAAAACAGAGCACUUUGUCGGCGCACACAUUGAGGAAAUUCCAGAGAACGCUGCUGAUGUGGCACACCUUUCCUUUCUCCAUAGUCCCACGGUCAUGAGUGGAAAUGACCUGCGCUAUACGGACAACUGCCGCUGGGCAUUUUUCAGGCACAGCUGGGAGGCGGAGUGGCAACCAGAAUCGGAGCCCACCAGCCACUGUUCCUGCAUGCUUCUGACCCACCGUGCGCUGCUUUUUGGCAAACACUUCCCCUUGCUAGAUCUGCAUGUUUCAGCCAGGCAGGUGGGUCCUGGGUUAGUUUUCAUGACCUUCAACCAUGCUUUCCUGGGCAAAGGGUUGAUCGUUCACAGCGUUACACCUCUAGAGCCUCUUCUCCAGCACGUGGUCCACCAGAUAUACUUUCCGCGCAACGUGCCAUCCUUCAUUGCCAAGUUGAUCCUGUGGGCCGAGGGUGUCCAGUUUGAGCGGGAUGUGAUGAUCUGGAAUAAUAAGAAGUUCCUCUCCAAGCCACUGCUGGUGAAAGAAGACACCGCGAUCCUGAAGCACCGGCGCUGGUUCUCCCAGUUUUAUAGCGAGAACAGUGGGAAGCUCAAUGCUCAGAAGUGCAAGCUGGAUUGGUGACUGCCCCCACUUAGUUUUAGAGCCCACCCAAUACCUUCUUCCACUUGUAGGGCCCACAACCCCGUGGGAGGAAGGGGUGAAUCUUAGUUUGAGGAGCAAGGGAAGUUCCUGGGCCAGUUCAAGCAGAGAUGGGGGAGAAUUUGGCUCACGCAACACUUGCGUUGGUUUGGGGUCAGGCUCAUUUUUAUUCCUGAAGCAUUUGGAGUGGGUGCCCCCCCUGAAGAAGACCCCAGCAGCUGCUUUUUGCUGGUGCUUAUGAUGGCCAUGAGUUCCUUUUGCUUGUUUGCCUCUUGACAAAACUGAGAACAUAAACUUUACCCAGGAUCCUGCUUUUCAGCCUCAAGUGCCUUUGUAAGCUUGAGAAGAAAGCUUCUACCUGUCUGUAGGAUAUUUUGCUCCACAACAGGGGCGUGGAGUAGGAACGCUGCCCCCAGCAGGAAGGACAGACUGAGGGAGAUUUGUUGGUGGGAGGAAACAUCCAGAAGUCGACAAGGCGAGAUUUUUCAAACCUCUCCUUUUUGUUACGCUAGCGGGAUAGGAGCAAAUCGACCCAACUUUUCUUUCACUGCUCAUUUUGUUAAAGAAAGUAUGCUUGGAAAUAAGAUUCCCCCAACUCAGCAGAGCAUAAAUCGGUCAAGAACCAAAGCACUUUUGCAGGUAUGACUUUUAAUUAAACCCUGUUCAACUGGGUGGUGAAGAAAAACACAUCCAGAGUGUGGAGGAAGU